GAAUUCCGGCGCAAUGAUGGAAGCGGCAAGAAAGCAGGCAAGUGUCCCGACAACCCCAGGAUGCAGAAACCCAGCGCCAUCGCCGUUUCAUUGGCCAGACAGCCAGAGCACCGAAAGCUUUCACUGACGACCGACAAGAGGCCACCAGCGGGGGCCUGCCCCUCAACCCCUGCAGCAGAUUGUGGCCCACCAAAUGUCCACCAUUCACCUCGAAACGAACAGCCGGAAUGCCCUUUCUCACCGACUUCUUGAAACGUCAGGUCUCUUUUCAGCUAGAGACACCUCAGCAGUACAAUCAGGCUUGUUGGAGAGUUCGGAAUGUCUUGUUUCGCUCUUGUUGGUUCUGGGCUUCAGAGGACGAACGACCACCAGGCACUGAUGACGUAAGGAGACCGUUUUAGAAGCACCUGAAGAAUAGUGUAGGGCUGUCAACCAGCCUGGGCAGGGUCCAGCUCGCCCAGCCUGUCCGUGUCAACUCACGAUAUCAUAUUCUUGAGCAUAGCUUGUCUGGAAAUCUGCGGCACAAUCGUGUAGGGAGCUCAUGAACUCUACCUGUCUGACAGCUAACAGUUGCCGACGGGAUACGGAUCAUGUCAACCGCAGCAUCCUAACAGGUUGGUUGCGAGAAUCUCAGUGGGCUCAAAGCACGUCAACAGUACUUCAUAAACCAAUUGAAUACAGGCUUCUGAAAUUAUACUUGUACGAUUCAUGAUACCGGACUCCCAUCAAAAUCCCAAACGCUUGCAAAAAGUCCAAAAAGCUGUCAUGAGGCUUAGCCGAGACACUCUCCCUUUAGCGACCCGAGUCUAAGGAUUGCUAAGCCGCGUAUCAAUCCCCGUCUCCGUCCCCUGACGUCUUUACACCCGUAUCCAAACAAAUCUGCCUCGCCGUCUAUGCAGCUUCGGAGCAUCGACACUAUCGUCUCUAAAGAACAGAAAUAAUCCACAGAGGGUCAAGUUGCCAGUUCCGAUGAAGUCGGACCGAUACCCCAAGUGGGCCGAGCUCGAAGCCGGCGACUUCGGCUCCGAUUCACGGUCACGUCGGAGGCCGGCAAGGGCGAAGAGAGUGACUUUGUGUGUUGUAUUCACAUGCCUCUUACUUUCAUAUCUGUUUUUCCCCAUAAGCGGUGCCGGGUAUAUUCCCCGGAGGCCCCCCGCGUCAAAACCACAGCUGCCAAACAGCAUUGAAGAGCGCGUCAAGCACAUCUUGAGCCAUACACCCUUGAUUGAUGGGCACAACGACCUGGCCAUCCUCCUCCGGGCCUACUACAACAACCACAUCUACAACGACAACUUCACCAAGCCCUUCACCAAAGGCGGCCUCACCGGCCAUGUUGACAUCCCCCGUCUCAGGGCCGGGAUGAACGGCGGUGCUUUCUGGAGUGUAUUCUGGCCCUGCCCGUCCAACGGUUCAGAUUUCUCAGACUCCAGCUAUGGUUCCAUCGUAACAUCAACCCUCUCCCAAAUCGACCUCCUCCACCGCCUCUCCUCCUCCCAUUCAGAAACCUUCUCCCCCAUCAUCAACAUCUCCUCCCUCUCCGCUCUCGCCGCCUUCCGCCAAAACAACCAGCUCAUCUCCCCCCUCGGCAUCGAAGGCCUCCACCAAAUAGCCAACUCCCCCUCCAUCCUCCGCCAAUACCACUCCCUCGGCGUCCGCUACGCAACCCUAACGCACAACUGCCCCAACAAAUUCGCCGACUCCGCCCUCGACACUCUUCCAGACGACCCGAGAAAAGUCCGGAUCGCACCCCCUGUUCACCACGGGCUUUCUGCGCCUUAUGGUGUCGACCUCAUCAGGGAGAUGAACAGGCUAGGUAUGAUUAUUGAUUUAUCUCACACUUCGGUUGAUACCAUGCUCGAUGUCCUUGGUGGGAAUCCAGACAAGACAAGCGGGAGCAGGGCACCGGUUAUGUUCAGCCAUUCCUCUGCUUUCGCCGUCUGCCCUCACCCGAGGAAUGUGCCUGAUCGUGUGCUUGAUCUGGUGAGGCAGAACGGGGGGGUGGUGAUGGUGAAUUUUGCGCCGGAUUUCAUUAGCUGUGUUGAGGGUGGGGAGGGGGAGUUGCCGGUUUUUGAUGGGGAGAAUGCGACCAUUGAGCAGGUGGUGAGGCAUGUCAAGUAUAUAGGGGAGCGGAUUGGGUGGGAGCAUGUGGGGUUUGGGAGUGACUUUGAUGGGAUUGAGAGUGUACCGAAAGGAUUGGAGGAUGUGAGCAAGUACCCUGAUUUGGUUGGCAAGUUGUUGGAAGAGGGGGUGAGGGAUGAGGAUAUGAAGAAGGUGGUGGGGGGGAAUGUGUUGAGGGUUUGGGGGGAGGUGGAGAGGGUUGCGAGGGAGAUGCAAGAGAAAGGAGAGCCGGUGAUGGAGGAUGAGCUGCAUAGUUUGUGGUGA
Molecule: messenger RNA, 2382 nt
Organism: Podospora pseudopauciseta
Lineage: Eukaryota; Fungi; Ascomycota; Sordariomycetes; Sordariales; Podosporaceae
Exons: 4
Coding region: 970-2382 (470 amino acids)
Biological process (GO): proteolysis
Molecular function (GO): metallodipeptidase activity
Source: RefSeq, a predicted model, not a curated record